This is a messenger RNA of Coniophora puteana RWD-64-598 SS2, 2325 nucleotides long. RefSeq lists its product as uncharacterized. Bases 1 to 2325 code for a protein of 774 amino acids. The transcript has 4 exons. NCBI's taxonomy places the organism in Eukaryota, Fungi, Basidiomycota, Agaricomycetes, Boletales, Coniophoraceae. The record is from RefSeq and is a predicted model, not a curated record. Gene Ontology annotation, molecular function: ATP hydrolysis activity; ATP binding.
AUGAACGCGUUCUACGACGCGCUAGGUGAGAAGCUCGAGGCGAGCAGGCGGGCGCUGGGGGAGGCAGAGUCGGCUCGGAAGGCCGAGCAGGCGAUAUCGGGUGCGGGGGCGGGGUCAUCGUCGCCUGCCCCUGUCUCGGAGCGCGCCAAAGCUGCUGAAGCGCGCAAGCAGAAACGGUUAGAGAAGAAGAAGGCUAAGGAUGCAGUCGCCGCCGCCACGUCUUCCUCUGCCUCUGCCGCUGAGAAGGACAGCGCGAACGUAACAGCCAACGACGGUGCGGACCACACGGAGCCGGAGCCUCUGCCCACGAUCGUCGCGACGUCGCAGCAGAGCCGGUUCCACAAGGAGACGCUCGUGACGAGCUCGCGCGAGGUCGACCUCGCGACGGUCAACAUCUCGGUGAACCAGCUCGAUCUGCUCGUCGAUGCGCAUCUGAGGCUCAAGGAGGGCGUGCGGUAUGGGCUUGUUGGGCAGAAUGGCGUGGGCAAGAGCAUGCUUAUGAGGUGCAUGGCGGACGGCAUCCUUGCGCUCCCGAACAACCUGAACGUGCUGCACGUUGCGCAGCUGGAAGCCUUCGACGAAGCUCUGAUUGUCGUGGACGAGGUGUUGCAUGCUGAUAAGGCGUGUAUGACUUCAUUACAAGAGUACGAAGACCUCCACCGCAUCCUCGGCAACUCCCGCCAAAGCACCACGAAGAACAACGCCGAGCUCAACAAAGCCGUGCACAAAAUCCUCCUCACGCGCCUCUUCGCGCGCGUCGCCGAGGCCCGCCAGAUCGCGCUCAAACGCUCCGGCCAGCGUGGGCACGACGCGCGCCAGGAGCAGCUCAAGAUCGAGAAGGAGUACGCCGAGCUCGAGCGCCAGGAUCCGCAGAAGUAUGUCACAUCCGACAUGGUGACCGACAUGAUUUCGGAUGUGUUUGACAAGUACGAGCUCGUCGAUAUCGAGGGGCGGAGGGCGAGGGCGAAGAGGAUAUUGAAGGGUCUGGGGUUUUCGGAGGCGCAGGUUGACGAGCCGGUGAAGAAGCUUUCGGGCGGAUGGCGGAUGAAGGUUGCGUUGGCGAAGUCGUUGUUUAUGAACCCUGAUAUUCUUCUCUUGGACGAACCCACGAAUCAUCUUGACCUGCCCGCGAUAUUCUGGCUGCAGGAGUAUAUCAUCAACGAGACCGACGGAAUUACCGUCGUCGUCGUCUCACAUGACCGUUCCUUCCUCAACGCCGUCACCGACGAGACGAUCAUUCUGCGGGACAGAGUCCUCGCAUACCACCAGGGCAACUUCGACGACUACGAGAAGAACACCGAAGAGCAGCGCGUGCGCAAGCAGACCUUGCUGGACACGCAGGAGAAGAAGCGCGCCAAGCUCGUCGCGAGCAUCCAGCGCGACGUGCAGCACGCGCGCGCGACGGGCGACGACAAGCGCCUCGGGCAGGCCGCGUCGCGCAAGAAGAAGCUCGACCGGCUCGGGAUGGAGAAGACCGAGGACGGCAAGCGCUUCAAGGUGUCGUACUGGGCCGGGUACCACGCCGGCGUGCGCGCGGACGUCGAGGUGCAGCAGGCGCUCAAGACCGCGCCGAUCCGCGUGCCCGCGCCCGCGGGGCCGCUGCGCUACCACGGGCAGGUGUUCACGGCGAAGAGCGUGGCGUUUGCGUAUCCCGGCUCGGCGCGGAUGUAUCUCCGGGACUUUUCGAUCGACGUUAAGCCCGGUGCGCGCGUCGCUUUUCUGGGCCCGAACGGGUGCGGCAAGACGACGCUGCUGAACGUCAUGACCGGUGUGCUUUCCCCCACGUCUGGCGAGGUGUACCGGCACCCGUCGUUGCGUGUCGGCUACUUCUCGCAGCACGCUGUCGACCAGCUCGAUCACGCGUGCACGCCGCUGCAGGAGAUGAAGAGGCGGCACCCGGCGAUGAGCGAGCAGGAGUGCUGGGCGCAGUUUGGUGGCGUGGGCAUUCUGGGCGCCGUGGCGAGCCGGCGGACGGCGAGUCUGAGCGGCGGGCAGCGCAGCCGCGUCGCGCUCGCGAUGAUCCUCGUGGAGGAGCCGCAUGUGCUCGUGCUGGAUGAGAUCACGAAUCAUCUGGAUAUGGGUACGGUGGACAAGCUUGUGGAUGCGUUGAGGGAUUUCUCGGGCGCGCUUGUGCUUGUUAGUCACGAUGUGUGGUUCUUGAGGGAGCUUAUGGAGGGUGAAGAGGAGGGCGAGGACGGGGAGGAAGUCGAGGCUCCGAGAGAACGUGCGUUCUAUGUUGUGAAGAACGGGCUGGUGAAGAAGUGGGAGAAAGACCUGGAUGCGUAUGUAGAUACUGUUAUGGCCAAGGUCCGUAAGAGCUUUUGA